AUGAAUGAUCCGAUUUAUCAAAUAAAACUGAUCGCCUCAACAAAAAGAUUAUCAUUUCAUCACUUCUUCAAAUCACAUCAAAUCUUCAAACAACUUUGCAAAAUGGAAGUGUCUAGCCGUGGAUCGACAGCGAGUAACGGAUUUGAACGGGCCGUUUGGGCUCCUGAUUCUCAACUUGGAUAUGUCUUGGGAGACAUUGUCGACAUCGGUGCUGAAAUGCUAUCAAUCAAACGUCGGGAUAACCAACAAAUCAUACAAGCAAGCCAUGAUGUCGUGUUUCCAGCCGACGAAAAUCUCGAAAAGGUCGUUGAUGACAAUUGUUCACUGAUGUAUUUGAACGAGGGAACAUUGCUUCACAAUUGCCAUCAACGUUACGAGAAGAAACAGAUCUAUACCUAUGUCGCAAACAUCCUCGUCUCGAUCAAUCCAUAUGAGCCACAACGAGAGCUCUAUUCGACGGAAACAAUCGCGUCAUACCGCGGGAAAUCGCUUGGACAAAUGGCGCCACACAUUUACGCACUAACUGACAAAGCCUAUCGCGACAUGAGAAGAACGGGUGAAGCGCAAUCGUUGAUCGUUUCGGGAGAGUCAGGUGCCGGCAAAACGGAAAGCCAGAAGGCUGUGCUCAAGUACCUCUGCGAGAACUGGGGAAAAGAAGCCGGUCCUAUUCAGCAGCGACUUUUGGAAACCAACCCGAUCCUUGAAGCCUUCGGAAAUGCAAAAACGACGCGAAACAACAAUAGCUCGCGCUUUGGAAAAUUUGUCGAGAUUCAUUUCAACAACAAGCAUCUUGUCACUGGAGGAUUCGUCUCGCACUACUUAUUGGAAAAAUCACGCAUUUGCACACAGGCUUCAAAUGAACGCAACUAUCACAUUUUCUACCAACUCAUUGCUGGUGCCGACGACGAAAUGUACAAAGUCUUCGGAUUAUCAUCGCCUGAUCGUUUCAAUUAUUUGAAACGCGGAACUCUCGACUUCUUCGUUAGACCAGAAAAUGAAAAGCCGAUCAACAAGGAGCGUUUUGCGGCAGGAGCUUCAACGAGCGUAGAUCGAAUUGUGGAUGACGCUGGUGAUUUUGCGAAUCUGAUGCGCUGUCUUGAAAAAUGUGGCUUGGAUCGCCCUCAAAUUAUGCAAAUCUUUGGGAUUGUGGCCGCCAUUCUGCACUUGGGUAACAUCGACUUUGUGGCUUGCAAUGAUGGAGGAAAAGAGGGAAGCAAUUUGACCCCCGGCAGCGAGAAUUCAUGUGGAUGUGCAGCACGUCUCCUUGGCAUCGAUGACCAACAACUGCGAAUGGCGCUUACUUCUCGCGCAAUGCAAACGACUCGUGGUGGUUCAAAGGGAACUCUUUACAUGGUGCCAUUAAAGCCAACGGAAGCGCUUGCUGCCCGCGACGCCCUUGCGAAAGCAAUCUACUCUCGCCUCUUCGAUUGGAUCGUUGCUACAAUCAACAAGUCAAUCCCAUUUAACGACAGUCACAGCUACAUUGGUGUUCUAGACAUUGCCGGCUUUGAGUUCUUCACCAUCAACUCUUUCGAGCAAUUCUGCAUCAAUUAUUGCAACGAGAAGCUGCAAAAUUUCUUCAACGAACGAAUUCUCAAGCAGGAGCAAGAACUUUACGAGAAGGAAGGUCUCGGUGUCGAGAAGAUUACGUAUGUUGACAAUCAGGAUUGCAUUGAUCUUUUUGAGCGUCGUGGAACUGGAAUGUUGGAUCUUUUGGAUGAAGAGAUGCGCCUCCCGAAACCACUGCACACGCAUUUCACGACGGCCGUUCACGAUUCGAACAAGAAGCAUUUCCGUCUUGAUGCUCCACGCAAAUCGCUGCUCAAAGAACAUCGAGGAAUGCGAGAUGAUGAUGGACUUUUGGUUCGGCACUUUGCUGGAACGGUUUGCUAUGAAACUGCGCAAUUCAUCGAGAAGAACAAUGACGCUUUACAUGCGUCUUUGGAGGCCCUCUUUGAAGCUAGCAGUACUCCACUCAUCAAGCUUCUCUUCGAGACACCACAAGAAAUGCCAGCCACUCCUGGAGGAUCGCUUUUAUCUACACCCAGCCGUGCAAAGCGCCUCGUCGUCCCUUCAGUUGGAUCAAAGUUCCGCGCACAACUGGCAGUGCUUUUGGAGAAGUUGAGCCAUACGGGCACCCACUUUGUGCGAUGCGUGAAGCCGAAUAGCUCAAUGUCGCCGUGGUGUUUUGAUGGAUCGUCAGUGUUAUCUCAACUUCGAUGUGCUGGAAUGGGAUCGGUACUUCGCUUGAUGCAAAAUGGUUAUCCUAGCAGGACUGGCUUCUCGGAUCUCUACACGAUGUAUGCUUCCGUUCUUCCGCCAGAGAUUGCCCGACUCGAUCCUCGGCUCUUUUGCAAGUGUCUUUUCCGUGUGCUUGGCCUCGACAACGAUGAUUUCAAGUUUGGCAUGACAAAAAUCUUCUUUCGCCCAGCUAAAUUUGCUGAAUUUGAUCAGCUUCUUCGCCAAGAUGUCGACGCGAUGAAAGGAUUGGUGGACAAAGUGAAGACCUGGUUGCACACUGUUCGUUGGAGAAAAGCUCAAUACGGCGUGUGGAGUGUCAUCAAAUUGAAGAACAAGCUUCUUUACCGAGCCGAACAAGUGACAAUGAUGCAAAAGUAUGCCCGCGGUUUCUUAGUUCGCCAAAAGUUUUUGUCUCGUUUUGCUGUUUACCGCAAAGCAGUGAAUCUGCAAACUCGUGGAUUCGAAAUGAAGAACCUUGUGAGUGAAUUGAGCCCGACAAGUCGCAAAGCAUGGGAAGCUGAGGUCUCCGAAUCAGAAAAAGCACUCGAACUUCUCGUGAACUUCUGCAAGGAUCAAAACGUGGAACUCGACCGCAUUAUAGUGGACUACGAAAAAGGUGUGGCCCAUGUCGACAAAAUGAUCAGCGAUUUGAGGGGUCAGCUCGCUGCUGAUGAAGCUGCUCGUUUGGCUGAAAUCGAACGCAAAAUGGUCGAGGAACGCGAAAGAGAAGAGAAAGAACAACAAGAGGCGAUUCUGAAGGCGCAAGAGGUUGAGCGAUACGAGGCGAAACGUCGUGAAAUGGAAGCUGAACGUGUUCGCGUCGAAGCCGAAUUCCAGAAACGGCAGGCCGAAGAGAAAGCCCGCGAAAUGACCGCCUUGGCAGAAGAGCAAGAAAAACGUGCACGCGAGGAGCAGAAACGUUUGGAUGGUCUUGUGGCUGCGCGUCUUGCAUCGGAGAAAGGAGCACAAGCGACGAUGAUCGAAUCUCCUGCACCACCUACAAUUGUUAUUGGAUCGUCAACUCCUUCUGGCAACAGCAGUCAACCGAAAAGGGCCAAGCUCGAUCUCGCUUCAUGGAAAUACUCUGAUCUUCGUGAGACGAUUAACACGGCACAAGAUGCUGAUCUAUUGGCGGCUUGCAAGGAGGAGUUUCAUCGUCGUUUGCGCGUCUACAACGGAUGGAAGCAGAAAAAUGCUAAUGAUCAGGCGAAAGAAAAGCCUCGAGCUGUGCCACUCGCCAUGAAGAAAAAGACCGAAAUGAACAAUAACGAAUCGACUGAAGCUUCACCAGUCCCCAAAUCCUAUCAAGCAAAUCACCCAAUGCACAUCGCCGGACCACAACGCUACUUCAAAGUGCCACUCUCGAUCGGAAGGAAUCUUGGAAGCAUGCGCUUCGAGAAAUCUGGCGCUCAAUACGGUUUCUGGUAUGGCCACUUCAAUGGACAAUGGAUUCAACGACAAAUCGAGAUUUCGAACAACAAAGCUCCUGUCGUUUUGUCGGCAGGUCGUGACGAUUUCGAGAUGUGCCAGGUGCCACUUAAUGUCACCCAAUUGCCUACUUUGAGGGGUGCUGAAAUCUUGGAAGAUGACUUCGAAGCGAUGUGGGAUCACGUGAAUGGAAAGAAACAAGGAGCAAUGAUCCAC
Molecule: messenger RNA, 3885 nt
Organism: Mesorhabditis belari
Lineage: Eukaryota; Metazoa; Nematoda; Chromadorea; Rhabditida; Rhabditidae
Source: the annotation of a GenBank genome assembly